Molecule: messenger RNA, 1940 nt
Organism: Drosophila virilis
Lineage: Eukaryota; Metazoa; Arthropoda; Insecta; Diptera; Drosophilidae
Product: fatty-acid amide hydrolase 2-B
Cellular component (GO): endomembrane system
Source: RefSeq, a predicted model, not a curated record
UAAUUAAUUCGGAACUCGGGUGUCGGGGCAGCGCGUAGUCCGCUUUCAAACGCCAAAGUGUGCAGUAAACAACAAUUGGUGGCCAGUUGGAUACCCAUCGAGCAAGUCCAGAGCAUAGCGAGCAUUAGCAACAACGCGAUAUCCACUUCCAAUUGUCGGAAGCUCAAAGUACGAAAAACAACGCAUUUGAAUUAGGCCCACCUGUUGACCCCGUCUGCGGUCGUUGUGCGACACCGAAACUCACAAUGGAUUUAUUCAUACGUAUCAUGGGCGUGAUCCUGACCUAUCUGGGACUGUUAAUAAAUAAGAUACUCGAGUUUCUGAUACUACGCAAGCAGCCCGAUUAUCCGCCCAUCCGGAAUCCCAUACUCACAAAAGCGGUUGUGCAGCUUGUGACGGAUUUGCGACGUGGCCAGCUCACAUCCGAGCAGCUGGUUCGGGCGUAUAUUGGGCGUGUGCGUGAGGUGAAUCCCUCGCUGAAUGCGGUCAUUGAGGAGCGCUUCGACGAGGCGCUCCGUGAGGCCACACAUGCGGAUACGCUGAUCGCCAAGGCGCCCUCAGAGUUUGAUCGCGUGGCGCUUUAUACACGAUAUCCCCUGCUGGGCAUACCCUUCACCGUGAAGGAGUCCUGCGGGCUAAAAGGACUCUCCUAUGCGGUGGGCAGCGUUGUGCGCAAGGGCAUGAAAGCGCCCAAGGAUGGGGAUGUCGUGGAGCUGGUGCGUGCUGCUGGCGGGAUACCGCUGCUGGUAUCCGCCAAUCCCGAGUUCUGCAUGAGCUUCGAGACGAACACGGUGGCCAACGGACGCUGUGUGAACCCCUAUGAUCUGGCACGCACCUCAGCCGGCUCCUCUGGCGGCGAGGGAGCCUUAAAUGGCGUCGGUGCCACCACAUUUGGUGUUGCCUCCGACAUUAGCGGCUCCAUACGGCUGCCGGCAAUGUUUUGCGGCGUCUAUGGCCAUAAGCCCACGGGUGGACUCACCUCUGUCAAGGGUCACUAUCCCUACUCGCUGGUGGACAAGAAUUUUCCCAGUUACCUGCAAAUAGGACCGAUAACGCGAUUCGCGCGCGACUUGCCGCUGCUUCUGGAGAUAAUGGCGGGCGACAAUAAACACAAGCUGAAAAUGCAGGAGCCGGUGCCGCUCAAGGAGAUUAAAAUCUACUACGCCUACGGCUAUUCGGGACUUAACGGAAUAACGCAUCCGUAUGUGGACACGGACAUCAAAUUGACAAUUGUGCGUGCCAUCAAAUGCUUUGCCAAGGCUGGCAUUCGGCCGCAACUGCUGGAUCUCAGUUUUCUGCGCAACUCCUUUGAGGUGGCGAUCACGGCGCUGGUCGACCUGAAGGGUCUGCCGAGCAUUAUAACGCAGCAAUCGGAUCGGCCGCCGCAUAUGAAGAUGCUGCUGAUGGAAAUGCUCAACAGCACCUUUGGCCACUCGCUGUUCACCAAGGAGGCGCUUUUUCUGGAGCUCAUGCAGCGCCUGAAUGGCAUGAUGUCCGCCAAGAAUAUGGAACAGUAUCGCCAGGAGGUCGGGCCGCUGAAGGCGCAUCUAACGGAAUUACUCGGUGAUCGGGGAGUGCUCUUCCUGCCCACAUUCCACACGAGCGCGCUGUGCUUUCACACAUCUUUGGUGAACAUCACGGGCAUUGAUAAUCUGCUGCUAUUCAAUGUGCUCGGCUUUCCGGCAACGCACGUGCCCAUGGGCCUGAAUGUGCGCGGCAUGCCCGUGGGCUUUCAGGUGAUAGCGGCGCCAUAUCAGGACAAACUCUGCCUGCAGAUUGCUGCCGAGCUGGAGGUCGCCUUUCAUGGCUGGGUGCCGCCCGUGUUGCAUCAGCUGGUCAGCCCGAGCUCGCAAUAAUCAAUUUCCUAGACAAUUAAGUAUAACGGUUAGCUUAGGUAACGGGUCACAAAAUAAAUGAACAACUCGUCAUUUAUAUCGUAA